This is a messenger RNA of Ctenocephalides felis (cat flea), 448 nucleotides long. RefSeq names its product proline dehydrogenase 1, mitochondrial-like. Gene Ontology annotation, cellular component: mitochondrion. Lineage: Eukaryota; Metazoa; Arthropoda; Insecta; Siphonaptera; Pulicidae. Gene Ontology annotation, molecular function: FAD binding; proline dehydrogenase activity. The transcript is spliced from 3 exons. The record is from RefSeq and is a predicted model, not a curated record. Bases 83 to 448 code for a protein of 121 amino acids.
AUAUUGAUUUUAGGAACGCGCAAGGGCGGCUGCUUUAGGAUAUCCUGAUCCUACGAAUCCGACAUUUGAAGCAACAUCAGAGAUGUAUCAUAAGACACUUACCGAAUGCUUGCGUCGAAUCAAGGUUUUAAAAGACGCUGGCCAAGAAAAGAAAAUAGGUAUUAUGGUUGCAUCUCACAAUGAAGAUACUGUUCGAUUCGCUAUAGAGCAAAUGAAGAACAUUGGAAUUUCACCUGAAGAUAAAGUGAUAUGUUUCGGACAAUUGCUGGCUAUGUGUGAUUACAUUACUUUCCCGUUAGGUCAAUCAGGGUAUUCAGCAUAUAAAUACAUACCCUACGGUCCAGUCAACGAGGUACUGCCAUACUUAUCCCGACGCGCACAAGAAAUAAGGGUGUUUUACAGAAAAUUCAAAAAGAAAAAAGAUUAUUGCGCAGAGAACUGUUUUUAG